CCGGCCCCGGCCCCCGAACCAGCCCUUAUCUGAUCCCAGCUCCGGUUUAAGAGUCCCGGCCCUGCCCGUCGCACAGCUCCGUCCUCACUCCUGCCCGCCCCGUCAGUCUGUCAGUCCUGCUGUCUAUCUGAAGGGCCACUCAACACGGACCCAAGAUGACAUCAGUUGCCAAGGUGUAUUACAGUCAGACCACUCAGACAGAAAGCCGGCCGCUAAUGGGCCCCGGGAUACGGCGGCGGAGAGUUCUGACAAAAGAUGGUCGCAGCAAUGUGAGGAUGGAGCACAUUGCUGACAAGCGCUUCCUCUACCUCAAAGACCUGUGGACAACCUUCAUCGACAUGCAGUGGCGCUACAAGCUUCUGCUCUUCUCUGCGACUUUUGCAGGCACCUGGUUCCUCUUUGGUGUGGUGUGGUACCUGGUAGCUGUGGCCCACGGGGACCUGCUGGAGCUGGGCCCCCCCGCUAACCACACGCCCUGUGUGGUUCAGGUGCACACCCUCACCGGGGCCUUCCUCUUCUCCCUUGAGUCCCAGACCACCAUCGGCUAUGGCUUCCGCUACAUCAGCGAGGAGUGUCCGCUGGCCAUCGUGCUUCUGAUCGCCCAGCUGGUGCUCACCACCAUCCUGGAAAUCUUCAUCACGGGCACCUUCCUGGCCAAGAUCGCUCGGCCCAAGAAGCGGGCCGAGACCAUCCGUUUCAGCCAGCACGCGGUUGUAGCUGCCCACGAUGGGAAGCCCUGCCUUAUGAUUCGGGUUGCCAAUAUGCGCAAGAGCCUGCUCAUUGGCUGCCAGGUGACGGGCAAGCUCCUUCAGACCCACCAGACCAAGGAGGGUGAGAACAUCCGGCUUAACCAGGUCAACGUGACUUUCCAAGUAGACACAGCCUCUGACAGCCCAUUCCUCAUCCUACCCCUCACCUUCUACCAUGUGGUAGAUGAGACCAGUCCCUUAAAAGACCUUCCCCUUCGCAGUGGUGAGGGUGACUUUGAGCUGGUGCUGAUCCUAAGUGGGACAGUGGAAUCCACCAGUGCCACCUGCCAAGUACGUACUUCCUACUUGCCAGAGGAGAUCCUUUGGGGCUAUGAGUUCACACCUGCCAUCUCGCUGUCAGCCAGUGGCAAAUACAUAGCUGACUUCAGCCUUUUUGAUCAAGUUGUGAAAGUGGCCCCUCCUAGUGGCCUACGUGACAGCACUGUAUGCUACGGAGACCCCGAAAAACUCAAGCUGGAGGAGUCAUUCAGGGAACAAGCUGAGAAGGAGGGCAGUGCCCUUAGUGUGCGCAUCAGCAACGUCUGAUGCCUUGGUUUCCCACCUCCCUGUCCCUCUAGUCUUGCUUCCCUUUUUGGCACUCUGGGUGAGGCUAUUACCCAGGCUUACUGGAGAGUUCCAGAAGCACCCGUUCCCCACUCCCUCUCCUUUAACCCAGUGGCCUGUGGGUAGUCUAGGCCAACUGGAGCCCAAGUUUUCCUCCCAUUCUCCCCUUUCACCUCACCCCACUUCCACUGCAUUAUAUACCCCUCCACCCCCACCCCUUAAGCCAGGAUGGGGGAAGGAGAGGGAAGAUUAGGCUGAAAGGCUUAGAGGCCUCAGCUGUGCUUGGAGACUCACAUUAGGGGGACCAUGCAGUUGGAUGGAUAGACUCCCCCUGACCUCCCACCAUCACCAGACAUUUUGGUGAUUUGAGGCUGGAGUACCUCCCUCUCUAAC
Miniopterus natalensis is the source of this 1706-nucleotide messenger RNA. It is a transcript of the gene KCNJ10, whose product is annotated as potassium inwardly rectifying channel subfamily J member 10. Gene Ontology annotation, biological process: potassium ion import across plasma membrane; regulation of monoatomic ion transmembrane transport. The record is from RefSeq and is a predicted model, not a curated record. Gene Ontology annotation, molecular function: inward rectifier potassium channel activity. Lineage: Eukaryota; Metazoa; Chordata; Mammalia; Chiroptera; Miniopteridae. Gene Ontology annotation, cellular component: plasma membrane.